AUGAUCAAGCUUCUGAGCUACGCUGAGCCCCCAACAGCCUAUAGCACAUCUUACAUCACUAUCCCGACAUCGAUACUACCCACCAUGGUCAAGAACUUCUACGACAGCGACACCGAGGUCGACGAGCUUACCGACGUCGACGUCAAGAGCCCCAAGAAGGCCAAGAAGCAGACCAAGAAGGAGGCCAAGAUGGAGGUCAAGCUCCAGCUCGGCGAUGCCAGCCCUACCAAGCGCAAGCGCACCACUGGAACCGCACGCAAUGCUUGGACGACGGAGGAGGAGCUCGCUCUGAUCGACUGCAUGAACGCAGUGCUCGUCUCGACCAUGAGCAGCAACAUCAAGAACUACCCCGAGCUGGCGGCUCGAGGUACUACGGGCUGCCUGUCGCACUGGUACGCCUGGCGCCGAAAGCAGGAGAUCGCUCUCAUCGGUACCACCACCAUCGACAAGAACGGAAAGAAGCUCCCCGAGUUCGCCUCGCCCAAGAAGGACGAGUGA
Molecule: messenger RNA, 498 nt
Organism: Moesziomyces antarcticus
Lineage: Eukaryota; Fungi; Basidiomycota; Ustilaginomycetes; Ustilaginales; Ustilaginaceae
Exons: 5
Coding region: 1-498 (165 amino acids)
Source: RefSeq, a predicted model, not a curated record